GCCAGGGGAUGCGAGGAGGGUAACAAUAAGAGACAUCGCUGACUGGGGGGGACAGUUCAGACCCCAGUGUGAGACCCUCAGGGAGCUGGCUGAUGUGCGGCUUGAACACCAUUUUAUUGUUUAUUAAUUGUGGGAACACAGCUCUGGCUCUAAAAGAAGCUCCCGAGGAUGUACUGGUGUGUUGGGGCUGAAGCAUGUGCUGGAAGCCGUGGAGGAAGCAUGGAUUCACACAAUGGCACCACAGUUAUGGGAAACAAGCAGGUCCUGCCUGGAGAGCUUACAAUCAACCAGACGCCAGUGAUAGCGGAGAUCCAGUCUGCCUACCAGGAGGGUGAGGCUGAUAAAGCAAAGGAUCUAGUGAAGAAAGCUUGUGAGGAAAACAUUCAGAAGCACGAAAAGUAUCAGCUUUUGAGGAUCACGGCUGCCUAUGGAGAUCUGCCCUCUGUGCGGUACCUACUGCAGAGUGCCAAGGUGGCUUUGCCAACUGAACCAACCGAUGACAAUCCGGCUGUAAUGGCAGCUCAUUUUGGCCACACAGAAACUGUAGCCAUGUUGCUAGAUUCUCUGCCAGAUGCAUCUAGCCACAAGACGCUCCUGAGCUGGAUGCUAGUCACUGCCUGUGAACAAGGCCACCUGAGCCUGGUCAAACUCCUUAUUCUUACCUACCAUGCGGAUCCAGACAGUUACGCCGUGAGAAAUAACGAAUUUCCAGUACUGAAGAGGCUACCCCUCUAUGCAACCAUUAUGGCAGGAUAUGAAGACGUCGCAGAGUUUCUUCUUCAGAACGGAGCUGGCUUGUGUUCCUACAUCUUGAUGGACAGUCCAGAGCUGACAAAACAGCUGUUGAGAAAGAGCAUUGUGGAAUUCUCAGACCUAAAACAGCAUGCCGCUCAGGAAUCGCCUGUCUGUGUGAAGUGGUCCAGCCUCCGGUUACCCUGGGUGGACUUGGACUGGUUCAUAGACAUUUGCUUCAAGAUACGAGAGUUGGAUAUCUCUUCCAACUGUUUGGCUUCCCUUCCUUCCGUGAUUCCUUGGGGUCUCCUCAACUUGCAGAAGCUAAACUUAAGUGAAAACCAGCUGUGUGAGCUGCCCAGUGUGCAGAGCUCAGAGGAAAUCAUCUGUUCAAGGCUGCUGGAGGUUGAUGUUUCGAACAACAAGCUGACAUGUCUCCCAUCAGGGUUCCUCCAUCUGAGCAGGCUUCAGCGACUCUGUGCGUCAAAAAACUACAUAGUUAAUCUCUUUAAAGAAGAUGGCACCAACUGGAUUGGAUUGCGGAAGUUACUAGAGUUGGACAUUUCUGAUAACAGAAUAUCUGAGCUCCCCAUCUCUAUUAUCCACUGUUUCAAAUCCCUGAAGAGCUUAAAUGUGUCCGGAAACAAGCUUAAGGUGUUGCCGGAGCCCUGGUCUUGCCCCCUUAAAUAUUGCAAGGCUUCUCAUAAUGUCAUCGAUGUUCUCCCUGAAAACCUGUCUCUUUUCUGGAAAAACCACCUGCUUGAUGUAGAUUUUUCAAACAAUGCCCUGAAGGAAGUUCCCAAGUCUCUCUUCCAGCUAGAGACCUUGCAAAAUUUGAAACUCUCAGGAAACCAGCUGAUCGCACUACCUCCCGCAGACUGCUGGACAUGCUCACAUCUGAAGCUUCUGGACUUGUCCAAGAACCAACUGGGCAGAAAUGAGGACGGUGUGAAAACUAGACGGAUGCCAUUUUUUUCUACUAAGAACCGAACAAGAACAGGGAUUGACUCUGGUGUCUGCGUGGAAUUCCCCUUGUGUCUGAGCGAGUCUCUGGAGGUGCUUUUCUUAAAUGACAACCAGUUGGAAUCUGUUCCGCAUUCUGUGUUUCACCUGAAGAGCCUUACAGAACUGUACCUGGGGAGUAAUGCUGGGAUUAGGGAACUACCUGCAGAACUUGGGCAGUUGAUGUCUCUUUGGCAACUGGACCUGGAGGAUCUGAACAUCACUAACUUGCCAGUAGAAAUCCGGAAAGAAGGUCCAGUUACCAUUCUUGCUUUCCUACGUGCCCAGCUGAGAAAAGCAGAACGAUGCCGGCUUGUGAAGAUGAUCAUCGUGGGACCUCCACGUCAGGGGAAAUCCACACUGUUUGAAGUUCUACAGACCGGAAAGGCAUCACAACAAAUGCAGGGUGAUCAUACAAUCCGAACUACUCGAUGGGAGCUGCAGAGACCCAUGGGGAUCAGAGCUAAGGUUGACUCUGUGCAAUUCCACGUGUGGGAUAUUGGUGGCUCCACUGCAAUGUCCGCUGUCAACCAGUGCUUCUUCACUGACAAGGCCCUAUAUGUGGUUGUUUGGAACCUGGCUCUGGGAGAAGAGGCCGUAUCCAACCUCCAGUUCUGGCUGUUGAAUAUUGAGGCUAAGGCUCCCAAUGCUGUGGUCUUGGUUGUGGGGACACACCUGGACUUCAUAGAGACCAAGUUCAGACUGGAGAGAAUUGCCACACUCCGUGCCUAUGUCCUGGCUGUGUGCCGCUCUCCAUCCGGGUCCAGAGCAACCGGAUUCCCCGAUAUCACAAUCAAACACUUACAUGAACUCUCUUGCAAGACCCUUGAGGGACUGGAUGGUCUGCGCCAGCUGAUUUUCCAAGCUGCAUGCAAUAUGAAAGAUGUAGGAAGCACUAUUGGGUCCCAAAAACUGGUGGGAAGACUGGUUCCGAGAAGCUACCUUAACCUGCAGGAAGCGGUGCUGGGAGAGCAGACGAGGCGAGCUCAGGAGGACCAAGUGCAGUAUCUGACUGACGAACAGAUAGAGCAGAAUAUUGCACAGAACCCAGAAAAUGAUAUCCGAGAUUAUGAGGACAUGCAGGCAGCAAUUGGUUUCUUGAUAGAGACUGGCACAUUGCUACACUUCCCAGACACCAGUCAUGGCCUGCGCAACCUGUACUUUCUGGACCCAGUCUGGCUCGCUGAGUGCCUGGAGAGGAUCAUAAACAUAAAGAGUUCCAAAUCCGUAGCCCGGAAUGGAGUGAUAAAGGCGGAGGACCUACGGAUGCUGUUGGUUGGUACUGGGUUCACCAAACAGACUGAAGAGCAGUACUUCCAGUUCUUGGCGAAAUUCGAGAUUGCUCUUCCAGUUGCCAAUAACAGCUACCUCUUACCCCACCUCUUGCCAUCCAAACCAGGACUAGAUAUCCAUAGCCUGAAGCAAUUUACAGGCAACACGGUGCAGCGGGUAUUUAAGAUGAGCUUUGUCCCUGUGGGAUUUUGGCAGAGGUUUAUAGCACGGAUGUUAAUCAGUCUGGCAGAAAUGGAUCUUCAGUUGUUUGAGAACAAGAAAAACACAAAACCCCGAAACAGAAAGUCUGUAGUUUACAGCUUCACCGGAUGUCAGAGAAAUCGAUGCAGCACCUUCCGUGUGAAGAGGAACCAAACCAUCUACUGGCAAGAGGGCCUUCUGGUUACCUUUGAGGGAGGAUACCUCAGUGUUGAGUCUUCAGAUGUAAAUUGGAAGAAGAAAAAAAGUGGUGGGAUAAAAAUAAUUUGCCAAUCAGAAACCAGAGAUUUUUCUGCAAUGGCUUUCAUCACGGACCAUGUAAACUCCUUGAUUGAUCAGUGGUUCCCAGCCCUGACUGCCACCGAGAGUGAUGGUACGCUACUGAUGGAACAGUAUGUUCCUUGCAACUCCUGCUCAAUGCUGACAGAAGACUUGGAGGGAGAGAAGCACGAGACAGACCCUCAUUACUUCAACAUGGAGGACUGUGUUCUGGCUGCAGUUGACAAAGAAUAUUUUGAGUGUCCUAAUCACCCAGAUGUUUCUGUGCCCUUGCAGGAACUCGUUCCAGAGAUUUUUAUGACUGAUUUUCCAUUGAGAUUAUUCCUUGACAUUGACGACUUGGAUUACUCAGAGGAGCGUUCCAAUAUACUGGGGCAAGGUGGAAGCGGUACAAUAAUUUACCGUGCUUUGUACAAGCAGAAGCCUGUGGCUGUGAAGAUGUUUCAGACUAAAAAGUAUAGGACAAGUGUGGAGAGUUCCAAAGAUUCCAUGUUCAAGCACUUACAGGCUAUGGAUGUCAUGAGAAACUUCUCGGAGUUCCGCCAGGAGGCCAGCAUGCUUCACUCCCUGCAGCACCCCUGUAUCGUCUCACUGAUUGGAAUUAGCAUACACCCUCUGUGCUUCGCCCUUGAACUGGCGCCACUAGGGAGUCUCAAUACGGUACUAGCAGAAAACAGACAAGUUCCUCCUACAUUCAUGCCUCUGGGACACAUGCUCACACAACGUGUAUGCUAUCAAAUUGCUUCUGGCCUCUCUUACCUUCACAAGAAAAACAUAAUCUUCUGUGAUCUGAAGUCUGAUAACAUCUUAGUUUGGUCCUUGGAUGUCCGAGCAGUUGUGAACAUCAAGUUGUCGGACUAUGGAAUCUCCCGACUGUCUUUCCACGAGGGUGCCCUGGGAGUGGAGGGCACUCCUGGGUACCAAGCUCCUGAAAUUCGACCAAGAGUAGUCUAUGAUGAGAAGGUGGACAUGUUCUCGUACGGUAUGGUUCUCUAUGAGCUUCUAUCAGGUCAGCGCCCAUCCUUGGGACAGCACCAGCUUCAGAUUUCCAAAAAGCUGUCUAAGGGAAUCCGGCCAGUGCUUGGACGUCCAGAGGAGGUUCAGUUUACCAGACUGCAAGAGCUAAUGAUUGAAUGUUGGGACACAAAGCCAGAAAAGCGUCCUCUGGCCGCAUCAGUUGUACGGCGCAUGAAUGAACCCAGUUUCAGUGUAUUCAAGUACCAGCUCCUCUUAGGAAUGCAGGAGAAGUUCUGCUCACCCAAAGAGCCAGAGAACACACUUGUGUUCUGGAUGGGAACAGGUUUGGCAAGAAAUUACUCGGUGGUGGAUGUUGAGAAAGGAUCGGUGGAAGUUCGAGGCUUAAGCUGCCCAGGAAUGAAAAUGUGCUGCCAGGUUAAAAUACAGAAUACGCUCUGGAUCUCGACAGAGGACCAAAAAAUAUCUAUUUACAGUCUGCAGGGCAUGUGCCCCCUCAGUGCCCCACAGAAGGUUGUCGACACACCAGCCAUUGUGACCUGCUUCCUGACUGUGAACAUGGCAAAGGACUUCUGCUUGGUGUUUGCUGGUAUGGCCGAUAGUCUGGUUGCUGUAUUCACAGUGACUGAUGGUAUACCUAGUUUUGAUUGCUCAUAUAUCUGUUCACGAACAAGCAACCGCUCCAUGUUCAAGAUAGCAGAUGAAGAUCCAAGGCAGAACCCUUAUCCAGUAUUGGCAAUGGAAAUGUCAAAUGGUGGCUCCAAGGUCUGGUACAGCAAUGGUCCAGGUGUUCUAGUUGUAGACUGCACAUCUCUGGAGGUAUCAAAGAGACUGGAUCCCUACAGUGCCCCAUCUUCCAUUGUUUCAAUAACCACCAGCUUGGACUGCAACAAAGAAGAGACUGUUUGGUGUUUGGAUGAUAAGACAAACACUUUGGUUAUGUUUCAUGCUGCAAGCUACCAGCUGUGUGCCCGAUAUUUUUGUGGAGACUGCAGUCCUUUGAGGGACAUGUUCACAGUGAAGACUUAUUCUGAAUUAGCAACAGUUAACUUACCAGUGGCAAACUGUAAUAACCAGUGCCCAGCUAACAUGAGUAUUAUAUACAGUGAAGAAACAGGGACACAAUUUAUAAGCCACCAAGAUUCUCUUACAGACUAUUGUUCAGUAUCUUCCAUAUCCUGCUCCUCUAUUCACCAAGGGGCCAGGUCAUCCUCUAGCCUGCCAAGCACACCAGUCAGCUGCACCAGUUUCCCUGGAACCACAGACAGUGAGGAUCUUGACCUGUCCCAAGAGCUGAGACCCAGAAUUCCCAGUGAGAGUUGGGGUAGCAAAGCACCACCAUCGGAAGAGGAGAAGUUCCGCGUGCAGGCAGUCUGCGUACUAGCUGUCAAAGAUUUAAUUUGGGUUCCAAGGCGUGGAGGUGACAUUGUCAUCAUAGGUUUGGAAAAGGAGUCGGGCGGCCAGAGAGGUCGUGUCCUUGCAGUGCUACAGGCUGGGGGGUUGGAGAUUGAUGGGGUUUGCCUUGAAGCUGCUGCAGUUGCCAAGGACUCGGUCGUGUGCUGCUUGCAGAGUGAGGCUAUGGGGUGGUGCGUGACUGUUUGGAGAAGUUGGGGGGCUGCAGAGUUUGACAUUUUCUAUCACUCAUGUGAUGAACUGAGAAGACUGGAGACCUGCAUGAGAAAACGGAGGUAGCACACAGACACAAUCCCUGUGUUUGAUGUAGCUUCCUAUCACACUAAGGCUUAGUUUGUCCGCAGCUGUGCCUUUCAUUCAUCAUUGAGAUGCAGCCGGGAUUUUCUGCAGCCGUUGAGCAAGUCUUGAAUGGAGCUGUUGAAAAGAUAAUACUACAAAGAAUGUCGUUUUUUUAUAGAACUCUACUGAUUUCCGAAUUGAUUCAGGCCCCACAGCUUGCUGGCAGUGUUUACCUGUCCCACACAGACUGCAGAUAAAUCACAUUUGUCGAACCUGCAAGAUGGAACACAGGGAUGGGAAAAACUGUCUUCCGUGGAAAUAUAGCCGUGAUAUUGGACACAUUGAGGGCCGGACAGUUGCAUAUGUGCAUUGACACUAAUGUGAAUAUUGUAAAAUUGAACACUACUAAGACAAACCACAGUCGGUUUAGUCAGUGGCAUCAGGUUGUAUACCUUUAAUUAUGAAGUUUGUAUCUGAUAUCUGAGAAGUUAACCCAUUCCCUUCUCCAUACUGGUCCUGUGCAAUGUUAUGAGAUAACUAAGUUGAAAAGCUUUGUCUGUCUCGGGAAGGUCGCAAGCAGUAUUGCAGGCACUAUAGGAAGUAAAUUUCUAAGAGUUGGAGCAGUGACAAUCACCUGAAACACACCAAAGAUGCAAUGUUUUUUUUCUUAGUAAAUUAAUUGGACAGGGUAUUUUGUAAAUGUAUAAAUACACUUUGUACAAUUGGAAAUGUAAA
Pelobates fuscus (common spadefoot toad) is the source of this 6906-nucleotide messenger RNA. RefSeq names its product leucine rich repeat kinase 1 (gene LRRK1). Gene Ontology annotation, molecular function: protein binding; protein kinase activity; ATP binding. The coding region runs from base 169 to 6171 and encodes 2000 amino acids. Lineage: Eukaryota; Metazoa; Chordata; Amphibia; Anura; Pelobatidae. The transcript is spliced from 34 exons. The record is from RefSeq and is a predicted model, not a curated record. Gene Ontology annotation, biological process: protein phosphorylation.